AUGUCAUUGAGAAUGAUUACAUUCAGUUACCUCUUUAAAAUUCAAACACAAACUAUUCGUAGAUUUUCUUCAACAAAAAAUGUAUCUAUGACCUUUACAGGAAACUCAAAUCAAGAUUUGGGGACGGAAGAAGAGCGUAUGAGCAGAGUAUUCGGGGGUCGACUAAAGGGCCAAGCCCCAAUGCCUAGCAGUAGAAUGACGGUUCAGGAUUCUCGAGAUAUUGCUGGCGUAAGUGUUCCCUAUCAACCCAGUCCACCUGAUAAUUGUUGUAUGUCUGGCUGCGUCAAUUGUGUUUGGGAAAUGUAUAAGGAUGAUAUUACAUUCUGGCAAGACAGAAGACACCUAGCGAUAGAAAAUAUUGGGAAAACUAAUGAGAAAUGGCCAGUGGAUUGGAAUCCUCCUUUGAAGUUAUUAGAUAUCAAAAAUGUCCCUAAUGAAUUAAAACAGAAAAAAUUGGAUAUGUUGAGCAAUGAGAAAAUUACUACUACUACUACUACUAAUAUCUUGUUCCCAAAGAGAGAUACCCCUCUUCCCAGUAGUGUAUUAGAAGCUAAGAGAAAGAAUUUUUUAAAGAGACAAAAAUUGUUAGAAAUGAAAAAAAGACAGACCAUAGAGGAAGAAGAUGGUUGGAAUGAUAUCCCAAUAUACAUCAAAGCCUUUGCUGAUUUUGAAAAAAGAAAAAUUAGAAAAACUUGGUACAGGUACUUUUAG
Messenger RNA from Henningerozyma blattae CBS 6284, 711 nucleotides. It is a transcript of the gene DPC25, whose product is annotated as Dpc25p. Lineage: Eukaryota; Fungi; Ascomycota; Saccharomycetes; Saccharomycetales; Saccharomycetaceae. The record is from RefSeq and is a predicted model, not a curated record. Bases 1 to 711 code for a protein of 236 amino acids. Gene Ontology annotation, cellular component: mitochondrion. The transcript has a single exon.